Messenger RNA from Lindgomyces ingoldianus, 2157 nucleotides. RefSeq lists its product as uncharacterized. The transcript is spliced from 6 exons. NCBI's taxonomy places the organism in Eukaryota, Fungi, Ascomycota, Dothideomycetes, Pleosporales, Lindgomycetaceae. Bases 1 to 2157 code for a protein of 718 amino acids. The record is from RefSeq and is a predicted model, not a curated record.
AUGGACAUACCUCAAGGCCUUCCUAGUGGCUUGCCCAUGCCUCCUUCAUUCCCUCUUCUGGAGGAAGUACGACAGAAGGCACGCAGCUUCUCCGAAAAGCUCUUGAAGGAUUGGCAAACUCUGAAUGCCAUCAUCGAGCGACACAAAGAGGUAAUCCGAAAGCGAUGGAUAAGCAAGAGCAAAGGGAAGAGGGAACAGAUUUUGCUCGAUGCUUGGCCAAACAUGUCGACGAAACACCGCCCUGAUGUCGAAUCCUAUCUCCAAGGGAACCCAGCACGACACUCGAUGACCACGAAGUUCCAGGAAGCUUAUAUGUGGCCGUAUGUCAAUCUGGAAGACCUCACCAAACCUAACUUGCUUUCCGUCUUCCUUAACUCUCGUGGUCGCAAGUAUCCUCAUGAGUUUGUGCAUUCUGACCUCGAACUUGCUGCGCUUGUACUACGCCUCGUUGGAAGCCCUGCCUUCCUUAACGAAUACACCAUGUUGUUUCUUGGGAGAACUACGGCCCAAACAUACGGAGAACUUAUGUCUUGGGAUGAAGAUGAUAAAACGUUCGACAGUAUCACUAAAGGUAUUGGUAUGCAUCCUGGCCAUGGCCUUCAGGCAUUGGAAAUCCAACAACGGAUUUGGGAAUUUCUUCUUCGUCACGUCCUCGCCCUUGUAGCGCUAGAAGCACCCUACCGUAUCCCUACGCAUCUAGAUUUCACUUGGUUAAAGGGCGUUGCUUCUGCUGAGCGAAAUACGAUGGAAGAUCACUUGUGGGCUCUCCGCGAAGAUUCAAACUAUUUCGCCGAUGUCAUGCGAGAUUACGUGGAACACCGUCAAGAGAUGAUCGUUGAUGAAUUUGAUCAAAAACAUCCUUCCCUUAUAGAUUCUGGGCGUCCUGUGUUUUGGAACCGCGUUCUGGGAAACGUCAUAGGCCAUGCGUACUUCGGAUUUGCGACAUUUGACGAGAUCCGUAAGCAAGUCAUCGCUCUCGAGGCUCUUGGGGAGAAGUACAAGGACCAGAUCCGACUGCACCAGGCUUUGCCACCCGAAUACAUGAACGCCUUCCAAAACCCUCGCUUCCUACUCGAAGCUGCGUCCAAAGAUGUCAUUCAACAGCUGCAGAUUGGCGUGCUACCAUCGCCCCCAAUACGACCUUUCUGCUCGAGAAAGCCACAGGAUCCGCAUACGACAAGAAUGCUGGUUUCUUACAAGCCCCCGAGUGCCCACCAUCCCACCAAACGACGACUGAUGGAAAUCGACCAGGAAGUCAAAGCACUUGUUUCGCCCUGGGUCGCGGGCAGAAUCUCUCAGCUGUCGAUGAUCUCUGAGAGUCUUCACCAACUGUACCUCUACCAGCCAGGGCUCUCAGAUGAACUUCACCAAAGCUACAAACAAACCUUCAGCGGUUGGAUCGGAAUACUGAACACUAAGUUCGAGCAGUCUAAUCUCUACCGGCUGGCAGACCCUAGUGAUAGGAAGUUCGCCUACCCAACCAACAAGCGACGUAAUAAGCAGAAUGUGAACACCAUGCGCAAAGCUGAAGCUCAUCUCGAUGAGUUUUGGAACGCCAUCGAUUGCUAUUACAAAACGAAGGGAGUAAGCUCUCAGCACGACAUGAUCGCUCAUCUACUUGCGCAAGAACGUAGUAUUCAGCGAACACCUCGGUGGGUUGACACCGUGAAGAACAAAGAGACCCCAGGGCAAUUAGAAUAUAUCUACCAACCGUUCUCGCCAGUUUAUCGCGAUCGCUCCAAAGAGAUCACUAGUCCUUUCCGUAGGACUCGCGGUGAACCUUUAACCACAGUUGAUAGCCCAGGGCCUGCCGAGCCCCUUCCCCAGGAUGCCGUUGAACAAGAGCCCGUCUUCACAGUUGACAGGCGCGCGUAUAAGGUUUUCAAAGCUCUCUUUCACUCUCCGCUGAGCCUAGAUAUCCCUGGCGAGGUUCUUUGGCGAGACUUCCUGCAUGCGAUGAUAUCAGUAGGCUUCUCAGUUGAGAAGUUGCAUGCCUCUGCUUCGAACUUCAUGCCCCACGGAUUAUAUGUAGAGAGGAGUAUUCAGUUUCACGAGCCUCACCACACGCACAAGAUACCUUUAGUAAAGGCGAGACAAAUUGGAAAGAGGCUUGGUAGGGCGUAUAGGUGGACUAGGAGUAUGUUCAGACUGAGUUGA